Hippoglossus stenolepis (Pacific halibut) is the source of this 1260-nucleotide messenger RNA. RefSeq lists its product as uncharacterized. The transcript has 3 exons. NCBI's taxonomy places the organism in Eukaryota, Metazoa, Chordata, Actinopteri, Pleuronectiformes, Pleuronectidae. The record is from RefSeq and is a predicted model, not a curated record. Bases 86 to 742 code for a protein of 218 amino acids.
CACUCGCUACAGAGAAGACAUUUGCCAGAGCACGUCAUUUCGUUAUUGCAAAGCUCGGAUACACUUGGAAUAGCUAGCUAGCAGCAUGAAGCCAGUCAAGUACUCGAGGUGCGCUGUGGUCGGCUGCACAGACCCGCACAGAUCGCUACAUCACGUGCCAGCUUCAGAAGGCCCAAGAGCGAAAUGGAUUCAUUUCGUAUUUGACGGAAACGUCCCGGAAAGAAUUGGCAAAAGUCUGUUUGUGUGCGCAAGCCAUUUUGAAUUGGACUGUUUUAACAACCUGGGCCAGUAUAACUCUGGACUCGCAAAAAGAUUGACCCUGCAAGCGGAGUCGGUCCCAUCUCUCCGCCGCAGUACUUCAGACUUGGGAAAUCGAAGCAGAUCUGGGCCGUGUGCUAGGGCAUGUCAUGUAGCCUGCCAAACGGAUCCACCAAACAUGUGCACAGUUGCCACGCCGCUUUCUGUGAAAAGUCUACCACCUGACUACAAAAGUACAGGUACACAGAAAACUAUGCCCUGCACUGAUGUCUGUGUUGAAACCUCAGCUGUGGCCUUCAAAGCACCACAGCCAUUCCUAACAGCGACACCAAUAAAGAGGCCAAGUAAGAGACCUCGCUUGGAGGAGGAAGAGGACAGCCCUUUUGAGGUAAGUUCAAGAAUGGACUUCGGACAGCCAAAGGAUGCCACCUAUGAUCCUGAUGACUCGGUCACAGUCUUGACUGAGUCAGCGGAUGUGACGUGAGUGACUCAAUAUAUAACAAAAAAAAUAUUGUUUGGUGUCAGAAUAAAAUAGAUUUCUCCAAAAGCUGCCUGUUUUGGGAUUUUGCUGAUUCCUGCUUCCAUGUUUGUUUUGGAGAAGAUGAGAGAAGAGGAAGCUCAUUUAAUGUUUUGAAACGAAAACCGGAAGUCACGUGACGAUUGGUAUUUGUUUCAAAACGAAAAACAAUAAAGAAAACUUCAACAACAUUUUGUUUUUGUUUCCAAAAGUGGUACCAGUUAUUAUUUUUAAAAAUAUAAAUCAAUUUUUUAUCAUUUCUCAUUUAGGACAGAAAGUGAAGUUAUGCUUAGACCGGAAGCGGAUGUUAAGUGUGCUGGAUAAAGUAUUUUUAAAAAAAAAUAAAAGUCAUGAGGAUACAUAAGGUCCCAGUAAAGCAAAAUGUGCAAUAAAUAAAAAUAAAAUAACGUCCCAGACUCGAAGUGAGCUGAACUUCGUGUCCAUAUAUUUUUCUCCACAAUCAAUUUCAAAUCAAUGGAGGCCUU